Messenger RNA from Hansenula ciferrii, 1965 nucleotides. Its product is annotated as Kelch-like protein 20. Gene Ontology annotation, molecular function: protein binding. Bases 1 to 1965 code for a protein of 654 amino acids. The transcript has 2 exons. Lineage: Eukaryota; Fungi; Ascomycota; Saccharomycetes; Phaffomycetales; Wickerhamomycetaceae. The record is from RefSeq and is a predicted model, not a curated record.
AUGUCCUCGUUUGUUUCACCGGCUGUUAGGAGAACAAAUUUGAAGAGUAUCAAACCAGUGGUUACUGAAGGUUCUCAACCGUUAUCAAGAAUCAAAUCUUCAAGUGCAGUGACAAACGAUGGGAAAUUCUUUCUUUUCGGUGGAUUUGAUGAAGAUGAUAAUUAUAUUUAUACAAAUCUGUGGAGCACUUACCCACAAGAUCAAGUUUAUAGAGAAGGUCACUCAUCUUUAUUUAUAGGUAAAGAUCCUCAGACUAAAAAUGAUACAAUAUUAAUCUAUGGAGGUGUGCCAGAAGAAUCAAAUAAUAGUCGUUUCAAUCAUUCACAACUAGUUAAAUAUCAUGUUCAAUCUAAUGAAUGGGAAUCUAUUCAAGAUCAAGGUCCUGCUAUCCCCGAAGAACCAAGAUCAAGACAUGCUGCUUGUCUUUCACAAGACGGUACCAAGAUGUUUAUAUCUGGUGGACUAUUCAAAGAUGAUUUGAAUGAUCCUUAUGAUGACUUAAGGAUAUUUGAUAUAACAAGAGGUGUUUGGGAAGGUUCAAGAAAAUUCAUAUGUAGAUUUGAUCAUUAUAUCACUUAUCAUGAUGGUAAAAUUUGGGCUUUAGGUGGAUUAACAAAAGAAAUGGCUCAUGUUACUGAAAUUUCUUGGUUUGAUUUACAAACAAAUAUAACUGGUUCAAUCAAGAUAAACCAAUUACCUAGAUUCCAAGGUGAUCAUAUCUUUAUGAAUUCAACAAAAAAUUCUUCAUUAUUAUUAGAUGUUGUUGUACCUUUAUUUUCAAUGGAUAAUACUUUAAUGGAACCAUGUAUUGGACUUUAUGAUUUAAAUAGUCUAAGAUGGCAUGCUGUAUUAACUGGUGCAUUUGAUCCAUUAUUAGGUCAUAAAUGGAAACAUACAUUUAUUCAUGAAUCAAAACUUUAUUUAUUAGGAUAUCCAAUAUCAGGUCAAGCAGAUGAUACAGCAUUUGAUUAUAAUUUGAAAACAAUUAUUGGAUUAGAUUUAGCUGAUUUGGGUAUAGUGGAAAGAUCAAUGAGGAAAAGAAAAUAUAAUGAUGAUGAUGAAGAUUCAAUGUCUUUAGAUUUUAAAAAUUUAUUAAAUGAUACUACAUUAAGUGAUUUUCAAAUAUUUGGUAUUGAAGGAAAUCAAAGACCUUCAUUAGAUUCAAUCUUCUUAGAACCUGGUGAAUCAAGAUUAGAAAAUGGAUUCCAAUCAUCAACAAAUCAAGAUACUUUUAUUAAAUCAUCACCUAUAAAAGUUCAUACUACAAUACUUUUCGCAAGAUGGCCACAUUUUAAAAGAAUUUUACAAAGUGGGAUGCAAGAAACUAAAACAAAUACAUUAUUUAUACCAGAACCCAUAAAAUGGAUCAAAUCGUUAAUUGAAUAUUUUUAUACAAAUGAUUUAUCUACAAUAGAUCAAGAUAUUAUUUCAGGGUUAUUAAUAUUGUCAAAUAUUUAUGAAGUCCCCAAAUUAAGAAAAUUAUGUCUUGAUAGAAUUUAUUCAAAAGGUUUUAAUGUGGAAACUGUAAUGAAAGUUUGGUCAAGAGCUAGAUAUAUUAAUGAAGAAAUUUUGGCACAUAAUGCAUCAAAUUAUUGUUCAAAAAAUUGGGAUUUAAUUAUCAGAUCACCGCAAUUUGAAGAAUUAUCAAAAGAGGAAAUUAUAAAUUUUUGUCGUGAUGUUAAAAUUGGUAAUAAUCAUUCAAAUUCAUCUUCUCAAUUAGGUGUUAAUAGAUUCCAAUCUCUUUCACCUCAUGAUAGAUCUUUCAAUUUAAAUAAUUAUGAUAGAGAUUAUAGUACAGUGGAUCAUGGACCUUCAUUUGGUACUUAUGGCACUGAACCAAAUUUUGGAUUUCCUGAAGGGGAAGCACCAAAAGAUAAUGAAGAUGAUGAAGAUUUUGAUCAACAAACCUAUGUUACUGGAAUGAAUUAUUAUAGAAUUCAUCCAACUGAUGAAAUAUAUGAAUAG